This is a messenger RNA of Clupea harengus (Atlantic herring), 1503 nucleotides long. RefSeq names its product toll-like receptor 13. Lineage: Eukaryota; Metazoa; Chordata; Actinopteri; Clupeiformes; Clupeidae. The record is from RefSeq and is a predicted model, not a curated record. Gene Ontology annotation, molecular function: signaling receptor activity. Gene Ontology annotation, biological process: inflammatory response; toll-like receptor signaling pathway. Gene Ontology annotation, cellular component: plasma membrane.
AUGGAGCUUAGAGGGAAUCGGAUUUCUGCAAUAACAACAAACACUUUUUUUGGACUUCAAAACCUGGAGAUCUUGAUCAUUGAAAAUAAUCCACUGAGGCACCUUGAAGCAUCUUCUUUCGCUCAUUUCCCCUCCCUCAGGGUUCUCCAUCUUGGCAAUCUGAUGUUUUCCAACUCUGAGCACUCUGGCAUGCAGGUCCUCAACUUGAGUCUCAUCUUCGGCGGCUUCCCUCGCCAGCUGUCUGACCUCACCAUUACGUCUGCUGUGCGCCCCAUGACUCUGGUCAUCGCUGAUGACAGCGCCCCAGACAUGGGCCUGAAUCUCUCACUCUCAGGCCAGAAGAUUCCAGGCAUGAGUCUCAUGUUUCACAACUUGACCAAACUAGAGAGCUUAAGUCUGUAUCAGUGCUGGUUGGAUUCUUUGGAGGGAGACCUCAGUCUGGAUAUGACCUCUCUGAAGUAUUUCUCCCUAGUUCAAGAAACAGAGAUCAGUUUGACCACAGAUUUCUUUGAGCACCUGACCAGCCUGAAGUUUGCUUUCAUCUAUCAAACACCACUCCGCUGCACCUGUGACGAUGCCUGGUUCCUCUGCUGGGCAAGGAAUCAGCAACAAGCAGAAGUGUUUAUGUUCUCCUAUGAAAAUGAACCACUGAGCUGCAUAUCAGAGGAUGGGCUUCAGGACCUGGACAGCUAUGGCCAGGCCCUCUGCAGUCUGGAUGUGGGGUUUGUGUUCUUUGUCAGCACAUCAUGCUUCCUCCUGCUGUUUAUGUUGGUUGUGCUGCUGCAUCAGCUGGCCAGAGACUACCUGCUGGCCUUCUACUACAUCACGCACGGCUGGUUGAAUGAGGCACUACAUCACCAGAACACCAGAGGGCGCUAUCUCUAUGAUGCCUUUGUAUCUUACAGUGGCAAAGAUGAACGCUGGGUGAUGGAGGAACUCCUGCCCAACCUGGAGCAGAGAGGGCCCCCAUUCCUGCGCCUUUGCCUGCACAGCAGGGACUUUCAGCUGGGAAAGGAUAUUGUGGAGAAUAUAACCGACAGUCUCUACAGAAGCCGCCGCACCCUCUGCCUGGUCAGCCGCCACUUCCUGCGGAGCAACUGGUGCUCCCUGGAGAUGCGACUAGGCACCUACCGGCUGCAGGUGGAGCACAGGGAUGUGCUCAUCCUGGUGUUUCUGGAGAAGAUCCCUUCUAACCUGCUCUCUGCCCACCACAGGCUGGCCCGACUGGUCAAGACCAGGACUUACAUAGACUGGCCUCAAGACCCGGCCCAACAGGAGGUAUUCUGGGACAGACUAUGGAACAAACUAGUGACAGACAAGGCGUUAUGAGUUGCCAUGCACCAUUUUUUUUUUUAUUCUUAACUGUACUUUUUUAAUAUAACCUGAAUGUAACAUAAAGUAGUGCACAAAUGUAAAAGAAUGCUUUCUGAUGUAGAUAUCACAUUAUUUUGAGGAAUUGUAAGGAUAAACAGUCACCACUUUUGAUGGAUGAAUUAAAAAGAG